Messenger RNA from Mesorhabditis belari, 1290 nucleotides. The record is from the annotation of a GenBank genome assembly. NCBI's taxonomy places the organism in Eukaryota, Metazoa, Nematoda, Chromadorea, Rhabditida, Rhabditidae.
AUGAGCGCAACAACGACCGAAAAUCCCGUCAAUGAUGACGCAUCGUGGAAAUCGAAUCUGAAGCUUCCUCCAAAAGACAAUCGAGUGAAAACAGCUGAUGUGACAAACACAAAAGGAGUCGAGUUUGAGGAUUUCUGCCUAAGUCGAGAUUUGCUUAUGGGUAUCUUUGAGAAGGGAUGGGAAAAGCCUUCACCGAUUCAAGAAGCUUCUAUUGCAAUUGCACUCUCAGGUCAAGACAUUCUUGCGCGAGCAAAAAAUGGAACAGGAAAGACAGGCGCUUACUGCAUUCCAGUCAUCGAGAAGAUUGACCCAAAUUUGAAAAAAAUCCAAACUUUGAUUAUUGUGCCCACUCGUGAAUUAGCCCUUCAGACAUCGCAAAUUUGUGUCGAGCUCAGCAAGCAUAUCAAACUCAAGGUGAUGGUCACAACUGGAGGUACAGAUCUUCGUGAUGAUAUUAUGCGUCUUAAUGGAGUUGUUCAUCUUGUAAUUGCUACUCCUGGACGUAUUCUCGAUCUCAUGGAGAAAGGUGUUGCUGAUGUGACAAGCUGCAAGACUCUGGUGCUCGAUGAAGCUGAUAAGCUUCUUUCACAAGAUUUCCAGGGUGUUCUUGACCGUUUGAUUGCCUAUCUGCCCAAGCAACCUCAAAUCAUGCUCUAUUCGGCAACAUUCCCAAUCACAGUCACCGAGUUCAUGAGCAAGCACAUGCGAAAACCUUAUGAGAUCAAUCUGAUGGAGGAACUCACUCUUCUUGGUGUUACUCAAUAUUAUGCCUAUGUGCAAGAAAAGCAAAAAGUUCAUUGUCUGAACACGCUUUUCAGAAAGCUUCAAAUCAACCAAUCAAUCAUUUUCUGCAACUCGACUCAACGUGUUGAACUGCUUGCCAAAAAGAUUACCGAGAUUGGAUACUCAUGCUACUACAUUCACUCACGAAUGGCCCAAAACCAUCGUAAUCGUGUAUUCCACGAUUUUCGUCAAGGAAAUUGUCGCAAUCUCGUGUGCUCGGACCUUCUCACUCGUGGUAUCGACAUUCAGGCCGUCAACGUGGUGAUCAACUUUGAUUUCCCGCGAAAUGCUGAGACAUAUCUUCAUCGUAUCGGACGAUCUGGUCGAUUUGGUCAUUUGGGAGUUGCAAUCAAUUUGAUCACCUACGAGGACCGGCACACUCUCCGAAGAAUUGAGGCCGAGCUGCGCACUCGAAUCGAGCCAAUUCCUAAAGCUGUGGAUCCUCGUCUUUAUGUGGCUGAGCAUCAAAUGGACGAUCCAGUCGAAGCUGAAUCUGCUCAGCCUCGU